Papaver somniferum (opium poppy) is the source of this 1558-nucleotide messenger RNA. RefSeq lists its product as uncharacterized. Lineage: Eukaryota; Viridiplantae; Streptophyta; Magnoliopsida; Ranunculales; Papaveraceae. The coding region runs from base 118 to 1050 and encodes 310 amino acids. The record is from RefSeq and is a predicted model, not a curated record. The transcript is spliced from 3 exons.
UUACACCAAAUUGUGCUGCAACCAACAACCACUAUCAAAUAGCGUCAUAUUAGAAAUGGUUGCAGCAGCUGAUACUCAAACUAUGACUAUAGUAGCAAAGAAGAUGAGGAAGUAUUUAUGAUGUUGAAGAAGAAGGCUGGUGAUGGUGAUAUUAAUCAGCACGUAUUCAAAGAGAUAUCUCGAACCGUCUCACUGGACGCUGUACGACAGCUAGGAGUGGCACUGGAUGAUAAUAUUGGGUACUUGAAUGGUCGGGUUGACUUCCCAAUUCUCAUCCUUCGGAUGGAUGGCGAAGAUCUCCUAGAUUUCAUUAAGGAUCCAAGCUACGAAUCCGAAAUGAUGACUAUAUUCAGUAGGAUUUCAAUUCCUCAGCAGUUUAAUGGCAAUGAGAAACUUUACGUUAAAGAUUAUUUCAUGGAAGCCGUGAAACAACUCACAGUAGAUCAUGGGAUGCCACCUUCUUCGGAUGCUUUUGUCAUGAACAACAUAAUUCAACCGUCUUUGGAAACCUACGCUAAGAAUGUUAGCGGUGAUAGUCGUGGUUGUGUGCCGGAUGAUAAUACGACCACCUUCUUAUUGGAAGAAUUCGAGAAAUUUGGACACAUAUUGGUACAACAUCUAAAAGAAGAGCCUAUUAUUGUUGCACAUACCCAAAUCACAUUUGAUGGAAGUAAAAUCAAGAAACUCUUAACCAGCAAAUCCAACUUACUAGAAAAGACGUUGGACAUGGCAGUGAUAGAGAUACAAAGAGAUUCGGAAUCAGUACUGCUGCUACCGUGUAAAGAAAUUUUUCUUGUCAUGUUUGGUCAUUUGGGUCCAUUAACAGGCUUGCCUCCUUAUGGAGCCAUUCACCAGAUUGAUAAAAUUGUGGACGAAGUAUUUAUGAAAAAUAAGGCUGAAGAAGAAGAAGAAAAGAUGAAAAUAAUGGAAAAUGAGGAUAAGGUUAAGUACUUGAAGAUGUUAAUGAGAAUGUUGUUGGAGCAUAUCAUGCUGGAGUUAGAGGCUAACAAAUCAAUAUCAGUCUCAUCCAACUCUGUCAUUCACACAUGAUACAACACUUUAACAUGUGUCAAUUGUCUUAAUUAUUGUUUUCUAAUAACAAUUACCUCUAUACUCUUAUAUUCUUAUGUAGAGAGGUUGUGAUUUUUUUUUCGAUUUUUGAAAAUUAUUCUGAUUGUAGCAACAUUGGAACGAUGUGGGAAGUUAAUAGUAUACCGGAAAGCCAAAACCUUCUUACCUGAGUCACAUGAUGUGGAAUCAUGUGUUGCAUACUAGCAUAUAUAGAUUUAAGCUGCAAUGGCAUCACUUUGCACAAUUUACUAGGAGUUGAAUGUUUCAGUUAAAUCCAAUGAAACACAACAAUGAUGAAAUGGAUUAAUAGCUAAAUCUUGACGGGAGUCAGAAUUGUCAUACAACAAUACUCCGAAAAAAAAAAAAAUGUUAGUAUGAUGCCUUUCUGUACCCCAAUCAUAUUCUAGUGAGCACAUUGUCAAUCAUCUUGUAAAUUAAAGCUGUUAUUUCUGUAUCUUUUUCCUUAAACACCUCAAAGACACAAACA